UCUAAUCAAACAUUUCGAUUCAUUAGGUCGACAGCCGACUCAGUCGCAGGAAAUAUUGUUCACACUCUGAAAAUGGAUAGCACAAUUUACAACGAGGACGUGGUGAACUUGCGUUCCUUGACCAACCUCAAGGGCUUCGAAUGGCAGCACCUGAAGAAAAAGUGCCGUGAACUGCGUCUGGAGGGCGUCAUGGACUCGUAUAUGAAUUUGACGAUAAGCGCCCAACUCAUUCGCUUCAUACUAUACAUGGAAGUGCUUAUGAUAUUGCACAUCCUUUUGCUUGUCGUCAUGGUAUCGAAUCUUCGGUUAUUCAUACUGCUCCCAUAUCUUAUGGUUGCCCUUUUGACGCCUUUUAUUGCGUGGCCCAUCUUCAAGAAGAACCUCAAACACCCCCGUGUUGUCAGAAUAAUAGUGAGCGUAGCCGUCGCCCUUCUAAUAACCAUUGCCGACUUAUUUGUGUCCCUCUGCAACCUGGGGAAGUAUUUGCUGGUGCCCAGCUACGACCACGUAGUUAUUGCGUCCAUUUAUUUGUUCCUCCCCAUCAGCGUGGCAAAACGCAGCAAGGCUUACCUCCUGGCAGUGCCAGUCUCCCUAAUUUACUUUGCGCACAUGGUCUGGAGGCUGUGUAUCAGCCAAAGCUUCGUUAAAACCAGGAUCACUAGCUACGGUCUCUACCUCAUUUCCCUGAACUUUGUCAUGAGUUUCUGCAACUUCCAGCGCCUAUAUGAGACACGGCGUUGGGUCGUCACUCGCUACCAGCUGGUUCUCCAGGGCAUUACGUUCAAGGUUGUGCUCAACGAGGAAAGGGCCCUUCUGGAAUCGAUCCUGCCGCAGAGAAUGUCGCACUUCCUGCGAGAGGACAUGUCCAGUCGUCUUGCGUACGAGUCGAGGAAUGUAUUUCGACGAACGUACAGGAACCGAAAGCUCUAUAUCGAACCGUACAAUGAAGUGACUAUCUUGGUGGCCGACAUGGUGAACUACACCUAUCUUACCAACCAGAUGCGGGCGCACGAACUAGUGGAAAUCCUGCACGAGCUGUUUGUCAACUUUGACUUGGCGGCCAAGAAAAACAAAGUUCUGCGAAUCAAGUUCCUCGGGGAUUCCUACAACUGCGUGGCCGGCAUUCCGGCCUUUUAUCCCACCCACGCCCACAGCUGCAUUGACCAGGCGCUGGAGAUGAUCAGCAUAACCCAGCAGUUGAGCAACCGGAAACAUUUAAACAUCAAUAUGCGCAUUGGGGUGCACACAGGGGAAGUGCUUGCGGGCAUCAUCGGGCACUCCAAGUGGCAGUUCGACAUCUGGUCAAAGGACGUUGACAUCACCAACCGGCUGGAGGCGUCUGGAGCACCCGGCUUGGUGCAUAUUUCUGACCGCGUCAUGGGUAUGCUGGGCGAUCAAUAUGUAGUCAAAAACGGCACAGAGGCAGCCAAGCUGGAUCCGAUAUUGCAGAAUUUUCGCACCUACCUGAUCGUCAGCCGAAAUUCCGGUAGUGUAGAACUCUCCGAGUCGGAGGAAAACUACUCCGGCAGCUCCAGGGAAAGUUUCGCCUCCUUCCAUGGCGAUGUUUAUGACGAGAUUCGGACACGAGCGCACCGACAGAUGGUCGAAGAGAUGAGCAACAUGCCUGUCGGCCGAAGGAUUGGAUGUAUAGGCCCGUCAAAGGUGAGAAAGGAGAGUUUGCAAGAGGAGUACCUGUUCAAGUCCCAGAUCAGGCCCGUUUUCCUCACUUUCCGCGAUCUUAAAAUGGAGCUGAAGUUCAUUAAGCAACCAGACCUGAUGAUGAAGUACAGCAUGUUCAUGGUGGCCAUAACUGCAAUAAUAUUGUGUAAAGUGGUUUUGAUUGACCAGGACGAAUCUUCCGACGAUGUCAUCCUGUUUCGAGUCAAGCCGUUCGGGUUCCUCCUACCGCUGUUGCUGCUCUGCAUGCUUGCCCUCUUCAAGAAGCUCUGGUUGCAGAGACGGCCUCUGACGCCCAUGACGCAACCGAAACUCGUCUUGUUUCGCUGGCUGCUAAAAGGAUCUGAGCUCAUCGAAGGAUCGCUGUACGUCCGGGUCAGUGUGGCUGUCCUAUCCCUGCUGAUGCUGUAUUUCAUGUCAUCGGAGCGGGUGUUCUCCUGCGACAUAGCUCAGCUGGAAAUCGAUAUUAUAGAUGCGGACCUACAGAACGAGCCGCCUAAUCUUAAAUGCUUUCUACCGUGGGCCGUAACUUACGCUGUGGGUAUCACACUCAGCUUGCUGCUAAUUUUUUCCGGCGUUCCGUUGGAAGUUAAGAUGGGGGUGGGCUUCUUUAUCCUUUUCUUUCAUUUGGGGACCAUUCAUGACUACUACGGGAUCGCCUUUGAACGAUCAGACUCCACGAACAUAGGCCUAAAGGCGGACUGGGCGCAAUCCUGGUACUUGAUUGCGUUUUUCUCUGUCGUCUUGAUAAGGGAGCAGUACUUCACCUUCACUGCUAAGGCGAUGUUUUACACUCGCCAUCUGUAUUUAAUCAAGCACGAGCAAACCCAGGCCUCCACGCGCACUAUAAAAGUCAUCAUGGCCAACAUCCUGCCUUCCCACGUGGCAGAGGUUUUCAAGCAGCGCCGACGCCAGGAUCAGCUUUAUUACGAGAACAUUUCAAAGGUGGCUGUGAUGUUUGCCAUAAUCGAUAGCUACUCGUUGGAGGCCGUGGGACUUCGAGUCCUGCAUGAGAUCAUAUGCACCUUUGACGAUCUGUUGGCCAAAUACCAGGGCAAGCACAAGGUCGAAAAGAUAAAGGUGAUGGGCUGGACUUAUAUGGCGUGCUGUGGUCUCGACGUGGAGGACUACACCGACUUUUCAGUGAGCAUUCAAGAGGGGUUGAACGCGGAACCCGACGUGGAUGCGGACAGGCCAGAAGCGUCUAGUGAACGAAACGUUCACUUUGCUUCACUGCUGGAGGAAGAGAACCAAGACUGGGCCAGUCAACUUAAUGCCGAAAACGUAGUCAUGGUCAUGACAGAAUUCGCCUUCGACUUGCUUCGAAUCAUAUAUGAGAUGGGGGUGGUACAAAGAGACAUGCCAUAUCACAGUUACCCGCUGAAUGUCAAAAUUGGCAUCGCACAUGGGCCUAUAAUGGCCGGCGUGGUGGGUCUCUCGAAGCCGCAUUAUGACAUAUGGGGCCACGCAGUGAACAUGGCCUCCCGGAUGGCCAGUACCGGAGUAGUGGAUAAGAUACAAGUGCCUCGUAAGACCGCCAAAGUCUUGCGCGCAUUCGACAUAUACUGCGAGUAUAGGGGUGCGACUCCAGUUAAGGGCGUGGGUGAUGUACCCACCUACCUCGUUUCUCUGGACCAAAGCCAGGACGAGAGGAAGUCUGGCACCCCGGACAUGUUCGACGAACAGUUUCAGUACGGCGAAAGUUUCCAGCAAUCGCCUACCGACAAAACGCCAGACAAUAAAGAGUAGAGAACUUGGGCGGGGAGAAAUAUAUUUGGUUUUCAGACCCAAAAUAAAUCAGCUCUUCAUCCUCUUUCGGUUUCAGAGGAAUAUCAGACAAAGCUUUUGCUG
Drosophila ananassae is the source of this 3528-nucleotide messenger RNA. RefSeq names its product adenylyl cyclase X E. The coding region runs from base 73 to 3426 and encodes 1117 amino acids. The transcript is spliced from 11 exons. Gene Ontology annotation, molecular function: adenylate cyclase activity. Lineage: Eukaryota; Metazoa; Arthropoda; Insecta; Diptera; Drosophilidae. The record is from RefSeq and is a predicted model, not a curated record. Gene Ontology annotation, biological process: adenylate cyclase-activating G protein-coupled receptor signaling pathway; cAMP biosynthetic process; intracellular signal transduction.